Lethenteron reissneri (Far Eastern brook lamprey) is the source of this 2794-nucleotide messenger RNA. RefSeq names its product tubulin delta 1 (gene TUBD1). Gene Ontology annotation, cellular component: microtubule. Gene Ontology annotation, biological process: microtubule-based process. Gene Ontology annotation, molecular function: structural constituent of cytoskeleton; GTP binding. The record is from RefSeq and is a predicted model, not a curated record. NCBI's taxonomy places the organism in Eukaryota, Metazoa, Chordata, Hyperoartia, Petromyzontiformes, Petromyzontidae.
UCAUGUCACGCGCGGGGCGUGUCGUGGCGCGCUUUGAAAUGAAGUGGCGGUAACUACUGUACGCGUACAGUGCCUUCGUUCGUCACUCCACUGCUGGAUGAGGCAUGCGUCGGGUGUGGGUCGCGCAUCUCACAAACAGCGACCAGGGCUCUUACGCCGGAGGCUCGUUUGACCAUACUUCACCACACUGGUCACUGCGCGCCCCCAUGGUGUGACCGGCUCCUCGGAUGGACGCCGCUCGUCAGCUGACCCGACAGCCGCGGCCAAAGACUCCAAAGGCGCCGUCUCGCCGGCUUCGUAAGCUUCGUGCGGCGGAUCCACAUCUCAGCCUGCGAAUUUCUCAGGGCUGCCUCUGGCCCCGCAACCUCAAGAGGGCCAAUGUCGGUGGUCGCCCUCCAGCUGGGCCAGUGCGGGAACCAGCUGGGCAGCACGUGGUUUGAUGCACUGAUUCAUGACGUGCGCCCCGCUCCGGGGCCGCCGAGAAACGACGAUGCGUGCUACCGGGAGGCGGCGUUGGAGCGAUACUUCCACAGCCCAGCCGGAUCCGGACUCCCCGAGGCACGGGCCGUGCUGGUGGACAUGGAGAGGAAGGUGGUGGCACGCAGCGUGGCCAUGGCGGCACGUUCGGGAGAGUGGCGCUACGCCGAUGGGGCAGCCGUUUGCCGGACCAGCGGCUCCGCCAACAACUGGGCGUACGGCUUUGCAGGGCCGGGCGAGCACUGCCUGUCGGAGGCAAUGGAGAGCGUGCGGGCGCAGGUGGAGCGCUGUGACCGCCUCUCGGGCUUCCUGGCGAUGAUGAGCGUCGCGGGCGGCACGGGCUCGGGCCUGGGCACGAGGCUGUGCAUUCGGCUGCGCGACGCCUACCCCAAGGCCGGCCUCCUCAACCACCUCACCUGGCCGUACAGCACCGGGGAGGUGAUUGUGCAGAACUACAACGCGGUGCUGACUCUGGCCCACUUGCACGGCUGCUCGGACGCGCUGCUCGUGCAGCAGAACGAUCGCACGCACCGCGUCUGCGCGCAGCUCCUGCGCCGGCCGGCCGUCUCCUUCUCGCACCUCAACGCGGUGGUGGCCGCUCAGCUGGCGGGUGCCCUGCUGCCCGCACGCGUCCGCCGGGGUCCUCCCGCCGGUGGGCCCACGGCCGGCGCCUACCUCCACGACCAGCUCGGCGAGCUGCUGCAGGCGUUGGUGCCGCACCCUGAGCUGAAGCUGCUCUCCCUGCACGCGGUUCCCCAGCUGCCCGAGUCCUCGCGCGACUUCACGCGCUACGACUGGAAGGGCCUUCUCUCGGAGCUGCACAGAGAGACCCAGAGUAAAGUCCCAACUCCGCCUACGUGCCCUGCCCCACCUCCGACCUCUCUUGCCCGUCUGCUGGUGCUGAGAGGGCCAGAUGCUCACUCUGCGCCGCUUGGCGAGCUGGCGGCAGGCGGCUCGCUGUGCCGCUGGGUGCCACCCGAGGCGGCGUUGACGGUGUGGAGCGAGCGGCGCGCGCCCACCGGCUACGGCAAGUCGGCCACGCUGCUCGCCAACGACACGGCCGUGAUCUCCCCCGUCGAGCACGCCGUCUCCAAGGCCUGGCGCAUGUUCGUGUCCAGGGCGUACGUCCACCAGUACACGCACCACGGCGUGUCGGAGGAGGACUUCCUCGACAGCUUCACCCUGCUGGAGCAGGUCAUAGCCAGCUACCGGCAGCUGUAGCUGGGACGCGGCUGAGUUACCGACAGCUGCAGCUGGGACGUGGCCGUCAUGGAGGGGGGGGGGGGUGGAGCAGGGGGGCUGAGCCGUCGACAUGGCGGAUCUCAUCGACGGCGCUUCCGAUCUGCGAUCCACGUGUUCCGGCCACAGGCGUCGCACGCAAGCGGGGAAAUCCGUCAGUGCGCUGUCGCCUGCCCCCCCGCCCCCCAGCUCCCCUCGCCCCCUCCCGGUGUUUUACCGGCUCGGCGCGAUGCUCUUCGAACCGAACCUCGUUGCUCAACUCAUGAACCAAGGGCGGUUCGACUCCCACUGGGCCGUGCAAAUGCAGCAGUCGUCGGAAUUUCCGUUGAACUCUGCUUGGAGUUUAAUGUUGCCCUUCCCCCGCACCUCCGAUUAGCACGGUUGGCUACGUAAGGUGCGAAAGAAGUUGAUCCAAACACCAUGCAUUCGUUUGUGUAGCUCUGAAACUCGAGCGUUCCAUUGAACACCUUCCCACACAUUGCCGAACCUGGCCACGUUGGCGAGAUGUUAACUACCUCGCCUGCUAUAUAGGAGGUCGUUGGUUCAAUCAUGACCGAUACACCUGUAUAUUUGGAGUUUGAAUUCUCUCUCCCCGUGGUCGCAUGGAUUUUUCUCCAGGUCCUCCGCUUUUUCCCACCACAUUUAGAAUCAACAUCACCACGCGUUUAGAGAGUAAUUAUCCGCUAUGCAUUUCCACGCGAUGAUAAGCCACUUCGUUGAGCUAUCAUUUGUGAUAGCCAGUUAAUAGAAUCCUGUUAAGUGAAUUUGUACAAAUGUUUUUUUAUAUAUUUGAAGAGAUGUAAUUAUUUAUUGAACACGAAGCUUUCGCGACCGAUGUGAUUACAUCCGUUUAUUUUGGGUUGCACCGUGUGGAUAUUCAGUGAUCUCUCAAAUUCAAGUAACAAAAUUGUCAUCGUUUUGCUUGGUUGUCAACAGUCCUGUACAAGCUGCAAAGCCAAGUCGAGUGGCACAUUUCCCCCCAUGACAACCUGAUUUGAUUGCCACUUCCACGAUCGAACCCAAAAGCAACGAAUUAUGAACCGCUAGAGACGUAAUCGGUGACAUCACAAUAAAAUAA